Molecule: messenger RNA, 914 nt
Organism: Linum tenue
Lineage: Eukaryota; Viridiplantae; Streptophyta; Magnoliopsida; Malpighiales; Linaceae
Source: the annotation of a GenBank genome assembly
CCAGAAUAAUUUGCUGGCGCAGAUGGCUGGGGUUCGAAGCUUUUUCGCAGCUUAGGAGCUAGACUGGAGGUAAAUUGUUUUCAGCGUAGUUGGAGUCUUGUGAAUUCUAAUCGCGCAAAGAUGGUGUUCUUGUGCUGGUCGCGGCCGUCACCGCAGGAACAGCAGGAUUGCCUCCGGAUGUGCAGUAGCUUCAAUUACGAUUCCAAGUUCAGGGGAGCCACUGCUAAGCCGCUGAAAUCCCUCAAAGAAGACGACGAACUCGCCAAGGAUGGUUUCUCUCUUAACCAUGCGAGGGUUUUAGUUGGCUCUGGUUCAGAAGCUUACGAAAAGGCCAAGUCGGCUCUUCAGACAUGGAGACAUUUUGGGUUCAAUUGGGCGUUCGUGGAUCACAAAACCCCAGUUCAGAGUGGGGUAAAGUUCUGCGUUUGUGUGAAGGAGUUUGUGCCGUGGUUGAUGAUGCCGCUUCAGGUGGUGUAUGUGAACGAUGCAAGGAAUCCUAACAAGGCCACUGCCUCGUAUGGUUUCGGCAGUGGCACGCUCCGGGGUCACUUACUGGCUGGCGAAGAGCGUUUCUCCAUUGAAAUGGACGAGAACAAGCAAGUUUGGUACGAGAUUAUGUCUUUGUCGAAACCAGCCCACUUCCUGUCUUUUGUAGGGUACCCAUAUGUUCAACUAAGGCAGAAGUUUUUCGCUCAUCAGUCUACCAAUGCACUUCUGAAACACGUCACCACUUCUGCAUAGUUUGCUUAUUUGUUGACAAGGCAAACCAACUAUAUAUGCUUGGGAAUGAAGUAGAACACUCGAUUGCAUUGUGUAUUCCUUGUUACAAGCCUGUACAAAUCUAUAUAAGUUGAAUGAUCACUUAUUGAUGGAAUCUGUUUUCUCUCUUAAUUGCAAUACAUGUUAAAUUGACA